CUCUCUUCUCCUCCUGUGUUCAAUCAGAGUUCUUUGGAGCUUCAUUCUGUGCUUCAAUGGCGAUCCGAAAGCCAGUUCUCUGUGUUAUUUUCUUGCUCUCUCUGCUCCUUGUCUUCUCAGAGAUGGGGAAGGUGGUGGAGGGGAGAUUAUGCGAGUCUCAGAGCCAGAAGUUCAAGGGGCCGUGCUUCAGCGGAAGCAAUUGCGGCAAUGUCUGCAGGACAGAGGGCUUCCCUGGGGGCCGUUGCCGACACUUCCCUAGACGCUGCUUCUGCGUCAAGCAUUGCUGAUCUCUGUCUCUCUCUCUUCAUGGUGUGGUGUGUGGUGUUUAAGUAAUAAAUGAGAAAUGAAGGCUUGUGUAUUAGCCUUUGUGGUGCAUAAAAAGUGGGUGGGAAUCUUGUUGUUAAGGUUUGAAUUUAGGUUUUCUGAGAGUGGGGUUCUUGAUUGUUAAGCUUUAUGGAUCUUCUUGUGGGGAGUUUUGGUUUAUAACGACUCUCGCUCUCAAUACUUCUGGUUAUCUCAUAUUGUCAAAGCCUAGGUUUAGUGAUUUUCUUUUGGCUAGAUGUUGAGUACAUAGAGAAGGGAAAUAAAUUUGUACGGCUGCAGCUUUAUAAAGUGGAUGCAGUUUUUACAAGGCCUAGGCUUUAGGAAAACAAUGUAAAGCCUCACUUCAAAUCCUCAUCAAUAUAGCAUUUUGGGAAUAGUAAUCUU
Molecule: messenger RNA, 708 nt
Organism: Amborella trichopoda
Lineage: Eukaryota; Viridiplantae; Streptophyta; Magnoliopsida; Amborellales; Amborellaceae
Product: defensin Tk-AMP-D2-like
Biological process (GO): defense response
Source: RefSeq, a predicted model, not a curated record